AUGUAUAGCAACCCUCCACCAACCUUCUUCUUUCCCCUCCUCGCCAAAGUAUCAUCGUCAUCAUUCACUUUCUUUGAUCCUCGCAUUGUCGGGAUCUUCAUCGACAUGCGCACCCGGCCGUCCGCUAUGGUCCGCAAAUUCAUGCAGGCCAACGCCUCAACAGACCCACCAAGGCCGACAUUGUUGCCUGCAGGGGACGAUUCUGCCGAGAAUUCCUGGCCUCAAGACCCUAUCCGAGACGAAUAUUGUUUCUUCUACGGGACAUUGAUGGACCCAGAUACACUAUGCAAAGUCCUGGGAUUGUCAAGGCCACCACUUCUGAUGCGCCCUGCUAGGAUCAUUGGUUACCAAAUCAAACUUUGGGGCCCCUACCCUGCUCUCCUCGACGACAAGCCACUUAAUCCAGUUGAUGGAAUGGUAUGCGGACUCUUAUCGCCGGCGCGACUCGAUCGACUGCGUUCCUACGAAUCGAAUAAAUAUCAACUUCAAGGUUGCUUGAUUAACAUUCUGAAUGAUGACGGUAGUACCGAGAAAACAAUCGAGGGAGUUUCUUUCAUGUGGAACGGUCGACCGGAUGAGCUUCGGGGGGGUUCUUUUGACCCGAAGCAAUGGGGGAAGGACAUACAGCUACGUGAAACGGACUCAGAAUUACAGAAACCUUGGAAUGUCUAG
Penicillium olsonii is the source of this 672-nucleotide messenger RNA. The record is from the annotation of a GenBank genome assembly. NCBI's taxonomy places the organism in Eukaryota, Fungi, Ascomycota, Eurotiomycetes, Eurotiales, Aspergillaceae.